Messenger RNA from Thermochaetoides thermophila DSM 1495, 642 nucleotides. RefSeq lists its product as uncharacterized. The transcript has 2 exons. The record is from RefSeq and is a predicted model, not a curated record. Lineage: Eukaryota; Fungi; Ascomycota; Sordariomycetes; Sordariales; Chaetomiaceae. The coding region runs from base 1 to 642 and encodes 213 amino acids.
AUGAAGUUCUUCACCGUCAUCGUCUCUGCUCUGUCCACCCUCGCUGCCGCCGCCCCGGCCGUCACCUCGACCACAACGACCGACGUCGCCAAGCGGUCGACCGGUGAGGUCGUCGAUAAGCGCGCCAUCACCUUCGACCUCGGUCUGGUCAACAACUUCAGCGGCUUCCAGCAGGUCAAUCUCAACUACCUGCUCAACAUCAACGCGCUGCAGCUGAACCUGCUGCGCAGCUUCGCUGAGAUCAACAACUUCAACGUGCUGCAGUUCCAGGGCCUCUUCCAGCACCAGGUCUUCGACCUCAACAGCCUGCUGCAGCUCCAGGCCCUGCACACCUUCUUGCAGAUCGGCCAGCUCGGCGUUCUCAACGGCUUCGACCUCGCCGGCCUGCAGCUGCACUUCCUCAACCUCGGCCUGCUCAACAACAUUGGCGUCAUCGACCUUAGCCAGUUCAUCAUCCCCUCCGUCGUCGGCCAGGUCACCUCUGUCGCCAGGCAAAAUCUGCUCAUUCCGACGGCGACCUCCGCUCCUAGCAGCAGCACCACUUCGAGUGCCGUUGUCGUUGUCGAUCAGCCUACGGCCACCUCAAAUGUCGUCACUGCUGAGGAGCAGGAGGCCCAGGAGGGGGGCAGUUCGCUGAACUGA